AUGAAUAAACAAGUAGAAACUGAUAAAAUAAGGCGUAAAAGACUCAAGGUGAUCAGUGCUUGCGGGGAAUGUAGAAGAAAGAAAACAAAAUGUAAUGGAGAGUAUCCAUGUUCUGGCUGUUUAAAAGCUCGCGUCGAAUGUAAAUAUGUCACAAAUCAAAAACCUGGUGCACCAACGUCUAUUAUAAGAGAACGAUUAAAUAAUAAUGUUCAUUUGAUUACACAGCCUAUCCGCAAGAAAUCGCUUAAUUCUCCUCCUAUGGUUGAACCAUUAGCAACGCCAACCGUCCUACCGCCGUCAGAACAACCACAGCAGCAGCAACAACGUCAUCAAUUCCAACAACAUCAACCGCAACAGCAGCAGCAGCAGCAACAAAACAAUACAACGCAUCAUAUCCAAUCUAUUGAAGAACGUUUAUCAGCUAUCGAAAAUAUUUUACGGACUUUACUCGGUUCCGGAAGACACAAACAUUUACUACAAAAUUUGGAUCACAAUAACGUACCUUUACCACCACCGCAACCCUCUCCUCGUUAUCCUAGUCUAUAUCCUAACCCACCAAUGCUUGAUCAGCAGCAGUAUUCUGAUGCUCUCUCCUGCCGGGAUAUCUAUCAUCCUCCUGUCCAUGUUUCCUAUAUCCAAAAUGGGUCAUUAUCACGGGAAAAGCGAAAAAGAGAUGAUCAAGACAUUGUAGUAAAGGAAGAACGGGAUGCACUCGGGCCACAGUUGGCCCCUAUUAAAACCAUAGCAACUACACCUGGAACACCGACAAUACGAAACUUGUUGAAUGAUGAUCCACCCUCUGCGUUUCAUAGACUAUCGCCCACAUCCUCUUUUAGUGACACUACAGCUACCACUACCACUAAUAAUAUCUCUAAUACUAAUUCUAAUACUAUCAACCCAAUCAACAGCAUUAAUACCAUUAUUACGUCUACCACUACUACUCCUACUCCCGCAGCCGGAGACUUAUCCUCUUGA
Molecule: messenger RNA, 975 nt
Organism: Rhizopus microsporus ATCC 52813
Lineage: Eukaryota; Fungi; Mucoromycota; Mucoromycetes; Mucorales; Rhizopodaceae
Exons: 1
Coding region: 1-975 (324 amino acids)
Biological process (GO): positive regulation of transcription from RNA polymerase II promoter by galactose
Cellular component (GO): nucleus
Molecular function (GO): zinc ion binding; DNA-binding transcription factor activity, RNA polymerase II-specific; RNA polymerase II cis-regulatory region sequence-specific DNA binding
Source: RefSeq, a predicted model, not a curated record